AGGCAUCAGUGAUGCGCGCUGCGCCGGCAAUACACGGCAAUAUACGGGAAUAUACAGCAGUAUGCCAGUAUGGCUUUGGCUGCCGGCGGGUUCGCGUUCUUCAUGUUUUUUCUUGGUAACGGGCCGCGUACUCGGCCGCGGGUGUGCGUCUUCUCCUGAGUUUACAUUUUCUGACAGAUAGAAAGAGAGAGAGAGAAGGAAGACUCUUCGAAACAAUCACCGGAGAAAAAAAAUCGAAUCGUGAUAGAAAAAGGGCAUUCGUUCGAAGGGAGAGAGAGAGAGAGAGAGAUACGCACACAUUUACAUCACACAAUAAAAGAUAGAGAGACACAACCACCCUUGGACAUGCGGCGAAACGUGAAAAUAGUGCUCCUUCUGUCAUGCGCCUGGAUGUUCGCUUUUGUUUACUACUAUCACACGUCCAGAGAUACCAAGGAAAUUAGGGAUGAACCGUUCCAGAACCGGUUUCAAACGAGCAUCAUUCCAGUGACCCGAUUCGUAUCAGAUCUCUAUUUGAAUGAAAACAGAGCAUUGCGACUGAAGGAAUCCGCAUCAUUGGCCCUUUCCCCCGGAAAUUCCGGUGGUUACAUGGACCCAGAUGGUACCGCCAUUGUGAUGUCAUCCGAAUUACUACCUGCACCUACACCCGAUCCAAGAGUUACGUGGAAUUAUUUCGACGAACAAGGAUACGUUUCGAGAGGUGGUUUACGAGCUGGGGAGGAUCCAUACGCAAGAAAUAAAUUCAAUCAAGAAGCCUCGGAUGGUCUUCCAAGCAAUCGGGAUAUACCUGAUACUCGUAGUGCAAUGUGUCGUAUGAAACAAUGGCGAAGAGAUCUACCACCUACUUCCGUCAUAAUUACCUUUCAUAACGAGGCCAGAUCGACGUUGUUAAGAACCGUAGUAAGCGUACUUAAUAGAAGUCCCGAGCAUCUGAUAAAGGAGAUCAUAUUGGUCGACGAUUUCAGCGAUCACCCUGAAGAUGGUGAAGAACUGUCAAGGAUUCACAAAGUACGAGUUAUUAGAAACGAAAAAAGAGAAGGUUUAAUGAGAUCAAGAGUUCGAGGAGCCGAUGCAGCCACUGCUAGCGUUUUAACGUUUUUGGACUCUCACUGCGAGUGUAACGCCGAUUGGUUGGAACCCCUUUUAGAGAGAGUAGCAGAAGAUCCGACGAGAGUUGUUUGUCCUGUAAUCGACGUUAUCAGCAUGGAUACGUUCCAAUAUAUCGGUGCAUCGGCAGAUUUGAGAGGAGGGUUCGAUUGGAGUUUGGUUUUUAAAUGGGAGUAUUUGAGCCAAGCUGAAAGACAAGCACGACAAAAGGAUCCAACGCAAGCAAUCAGAACGCCAAUGAUAGCUGGUGGAUUGUUCGUCAUCAAUAAAGCUUAUUUCGAGAAACUUGGAAAAUACGACACUCAAAUGGAUGUCUGGGGUGGUGAAAAUCUUGAAAUAUCAUUUCGAGUAUGGCAAUGUGGUGGCAGUUUGGAAAUCAUUCCGUGUUCUCGAGUGGGUCAUGUCUUUAGAAAACGUCAUCCUUAUUCUUUUCCUGGAGGUAGUGGGAACGUAUUUGCACGGAACACGAGACGUGCUGCUGAAGUAUGGAUGGAUGAUUAUAAACAAUUUUAUUAUAAUGCUGUACCUCUUGCACGGAACAUCCCUUAUGGAAAUAUUCAAGACAGAAUGGAACUGAAACGAAAACUGCACUGCAAGCCUUUUAGUUGGUAUUUGAAACACGUCUACCCCGAAUUGGUGAUCCCUACAAGUGAGGGUGGUCCAGGAGGAUCUCUAAAACAAGGCACGGCUUGUCUGGAUAGCAUGGGCCAUUUGCUAGAUGGAAACGUUGGUUUAUAUCCUUGCCACGAUACCGGUGGCAAUCAAGAAUGGGGCCUCACCAAAGAUGGUCUGAUAAAGCAUCACGAUCUUUGCCUGACGUUACCACUUUACGCGAAAGGCACGACGCUUCUCAUGCAAAUUUGCGAUGGCAGCGAAAAUCAGAAGUGGCGACACUUGGAAGGUGGUCUCAUAAGGCACUCCAGGAUUCCUGUCUGCGUGGAUUCCAGAUAUCACGCUCAACGUGGAAUCACCGCUGAGAAAUGCGAGUCUAACGCGGAAACCCAGAGGUGGCAUCUCUACAAUCACACUCACUAGCUUCCAUCGUCCUCUCGAUAAAGAACGAUAACCUUACUCGACCGCGUAAUAAUAAUACAUCUUUCGUCUCUAGAGUUCGCCGAAUUUUCUAAAGGAUCGAUCCUUUUGUUAUUUCGAUCGUUUCGAAAACCGAACGUGCGAAACGAAUUCUUUAUUGCAAAAAAAAAUAGAAAGAUUUUCCUACUCUAUCUUUUUUCUUCUUAUCUUAUCUUUCUUUAUCCAUCACACUUUGUUUGGGCCUAGAACAAAUCAUCCUUUUUUGAAACUUAUCGCGGAUCAUACACACGGUUUUUUUUUUUUAUUGUAAACCCCAAUCAUACGAUGACUCAGAAUUCUCUUUAUAUUAUAAAAUGUAUUACGUACGGGUGCAGACAAGAAAAAAAGAAACGAAAAAAGAAAAGAAUAAGGAUUUCGUAUGUUCCCAUUGCGAUUUGAUUUACUUGAAUACUUAAAACAUUUAUCUAAUGAUCUCAAAAUACAAUCGUUCGUGCGGUUAGUUGUUUUGUUUUUUUGUACAUUUACAUUAUAUUCAAGGUACUUCACUUUUUCUUUUCUUUUUUUUAAGUCGGAUUUUUGGCGAAAUUACUUUCGCCAUAGUGAUAUUUUUUAAAUAUAUUAGAAGAUACUCGACAAGAGAUUUUGCAUUUUGCUUGUGAAUACUAAUUUGAGAUUACAAGUACUACAUACCUUAUAGAGAAGAAAGAAUCGAUAGAACAAUGUGUGCGAAAUAAACCUAGGUUCGAUUAUUUUUAUUUUUUUAUAUACUCUUUACUAGUCAUUCACGAUGUUAUGUCUACUCUCCACAAGUGUGUUUAUUUUUUAUUGUUAUCUAUAAAAGAUGUAUGUGUAGAGGAACGAAAAGAGAUUAUUUGUUACGACUUGACGAUUAUCGAUGGUCAACGAUAGCACGAAGAUCGAUUAGAAAAGCUUUUUUAGUCGCGUCUUUACGAGUCUGAAAAAAAUUCAUCUACGCUACGUCCAUUCUUUUUCUUUCUUUUUCUUCUUCCUUUUUUUAUAUAGCAAAUUUAAAUAAAUUUUUUUUAGGCGUUUUCGGUCACAUCGAGAUUUUUUAUCUCCGAUCCAAAAGAGUGGAAUUAUGAGACGAAGCGAGUCGUUUCUCUUAUUUCGACUCCACGUUCUAUGAUUCCCGAAAAUAUAAAGAGAUUUAUUUUUGUAAGAAAUUAUAUAUUUACUUGGUUGUGUGCGAACGGAUGGGAAUAGCGAUACGAUUUAUCGUUUGAUGAUUUAACGCAUUGCGGACCGAUCUAUCGAUUAAGUAUAAUUAUAUAUAUAUAUAUAAUUAUGUGUUCGGAUCUCACUUCGAUGAAGCGUAGAAACGAUUAGUAUAAUUAAUUAUUAUAAGCUCGUCCGCAACGCGUUAAACUAAAAGGCGAAAGUACAUAAAUAUAUUAUAUUACACGGUGACUUAAAUAGCAAUAUAUGAUAUGGAUCUUUAAAUUUAGGCUGAUCGGCAUGUGAGAUGGCUUUUUUUAUGCCUCGACUUUUCGCCGAUAACGAUUAACUGCCGCCGUUUUUGCGCCAGGAUUCGCAUCUACUGGAGAUUGAAAUAGAAAAAUAUUGUACGAUAUUGCGUGCUUGGCAUUAAGCUUUUGUAUGAUAUUGCGCCCAUCCGAAUGUCGUCGUCAAUGUUGAUAACCGUAGUCGAAAAUGUUUGUUGGGAGAUUGUUUUUUUACAUAUUGAUACUUUAAAUAGGUAAUAACGUUUCUUAGUGUAGAUAUUAUAAACGAACAUUCGUUGAAUAACGAAUAUAUUGUACAUUAAUUAGAGAAUGAGAAAAUACGAUAUUAAUGUGAAUGCGUUACACACGCCUACGUAUUCGUAACAUUAUCAUUCAAAUUUAAAGAUUGACCGAAUUAAUAUAGAUUUUAUUUUAAAAUUUGUAUUCGAUAAAAUUCACGUUUAUCAGACAUACCUGUUUUAUAUAAAAUUAUUAUUGUAAUAUUAAUGAAUCAUAAUGUUACGUCUAAGUUGGUUGUUAUAUGCAUACAUAAAUGUUGACGAAUUCUAUACGUCUGUUUCAUAUUUAAGAUACGCUCGCAAAGUCAAAAUGUGGUAGACGCGCAUCCAGGUGCAAGAAUUGUAGGAUUUGUGAUAAAAGUUUGGUCUUUCGGUGUUCUGCAUCGGAAUUCUUUCACUUUCCAGACAACUUUCUCACGAAUUCCUACUUUAUUAAAAAUGGAGGUAUUCACUUCCAUGCAGAAUUAUACGAAAAAAAUCUUGUAAAUAAUUUUACAUAUUCUAUUAUCUUCCUCCCGUCCUAAAUUCUCGAAAUACUAUUUCACUGCUAUAAUAAAUAUCGAUACUUUUUCUCUUUGCUUCCGUGCAUGAUAAAAAAGUUGAAACUACAAAGUUUCUCUAUCUUAAUUAUGCUGAUACUUGUAAAUAAACCCUACCACAGUGAAAAUAUAAAUGUAAAUCGAUGAAAGAAUGGAGAAUUGUACUUUCCAAAUCUAUAAACUGUAUGAUAACACAGAGAAUUCGAGAUUUAAUUAAGAUAGUAAGUAAUCAGUCAAUGUUAACAUUCUUAUCCUAUAAAAUAUCUUUGUAAUUGACGAGGAAACGCAAAUAAAAUACGAAGGCUAAUUAGUGAAAUAUUCCUUACGUAUUUUUAUUUGUCAUUUCUUCUGAAUCGUUAGGAAAAUCAAUUUUACUAUAAGAGAAUGUGAUUGUGAUCGAAUAUAUUUCAAAUAAAUCAAAAAUAUAUUAAGGAUAAUUAGGAUUGUAAAAUAAUAAAAUCACACUGAUUUUAUAAUUUUACGUCACAUAUAUUAAAAAAAAUAAUUCCGUUUAAAUUAAUAUUGCGAAAUUGUUUUUUUUUAAUAUCAUCUUUUCGUCUUAUAAAAAUUGAUUUGUUUUCAAAGCAAAAAUAUCUAUAUUCUCCUCCAUCCUAUAUUUCGCAAAUGUAUAAUAAUUAUUACAUAUGCAUAAAUGUAUACAUACAUAUAAAUAUAAGAUAAGAUUACAAUAUUACAGUAAUUCUAGAUAAAGUUUUUCUAAUAAAAUUAUAGGACACUUCUGCU
Molecule: messenger RNA, 5184 nt
Organism: Polistes canadensis
Lineage: Eukaryota; Metazoa; Arthropoda; Insecta; Hymenoptera; Vespidae
Gene: Pgant2
Product: polypeptide N-acetylgalactosaminyltransferase 2
Exons: 11
Coding region: 346-2142 (598 amino acids)
Cellular component (GO): Golgi apparatus
Source: RefSeq, a predicted model, not a curated record